Messenger RNA from Durusdinium trenchii, 2714 nucleotides. The record is from the annotation of a GenBank genome assembly. NCBI's taxonomy places the organism in Eukaryota, Dinophyceae, Suessiales, Symbiodiniaceae.
CCAAUUCUUAGCAUUAAAGGCAGUCGCGCCAUUGGGCCCGGCAAUGAGUGCCAGGUUUGACACUCCUUUUCUCGGCAUAAACAAUGCCAAGCCCCGCCUUCUAGUGAUCGGUGGGCAGUUUUCGGGCACUUUUUGCUGUCGGGAGCUGAGGCGGGACUUCGAUAUCACCUUGGUCGAUGCCAAGGAGUAUAUGGAGUUCACGCCCGGCAUCCUGAGAGCCUUUGUGCACCCCUCGCACUUCGAUUCAUUGAGCUUCUGUCUGCAGCCUGUGAUGGCCAAGAUGGCCGUGACGUUUCUGGCAGGAGAAGUGAAGCAACUAAGCUUCGCAGACAGCCAAGUCAGUGCGGAGAUCAAAGCAUUGGUUAGAAAUGAGAGCGCACAUGUGGAAUCGGGUGGCAUUCUGACAUUGAGCUUCGACUACUGUGUGAUUUGCUCUGGUUGCAACUUCGGCCCCUUUGAGAAGUGGGGAGAGUCAUUGUGGUUUCCCACCAUCCACGAGGCAGCUCGCCAGGAGAGCGCCUGGCCAGAGAUAGACGAACGCUAUUUAGAAGGUCGCCGGCGUCACAUCCUCGAGGAACACGAGAAGCUGGCGGUGCUAAAUGAGAGGCAAGCUUCAAUAUUGGUGGUGGGUGCUGGAUUUAUUGGUGUGGAGUGGGUCACUGAGCUUCAGCAUUUCUUCCCAAAGCUGAAGCUGACCAUUGUGGAUGUGCUGCCACGCUGCCUGGGGCCACUCCCGGAAAGGGCAGCCAAAUAUUGUGAGAGAUACAUGACAAAGGUCGGUAUCCAGCAGGUCUAUGACAUCAAGUAUGACCCUGCAAGCCAAGCCUUUUGGGAUCAGAUAGGUCUUCCAAUGAAGGCAGAAAGGACCUUCGUUUGCAUUGGUGUGAAGGCUUCAAACUAUUUCAUGCCAGCUGAAACCCUCAGCGUACGCGGGCCAGGCGGCGGUGGUUGGAUUCACUUCAAUCAGAAGUUGCAGGUCACUUUGCGGCCAAGUGGCAACGAACCGCUUGGAGAAACCUGGGCAGAGGGUCGAGUGUUCGCCGUCGGCGAUUGCAACUACGGUUGCAUUGGGAAUCCGCCUGAUUGGAUCAUGCCACCAGUGCCAAAGGUCUCCUUCCCGAGCGAGGAGCAGGCUGCGCAUGCGUGCGCUAGCCUGAGGGUGUUGGCAGGCUCAAAGCCCAAGGAGUUGAAAAACACCUACUGGCCUUGGGGAGCUGGGAUGUUUGUCACCAGCCUGGGUCCACGUGAUGCAUGCUUUGUUCUCGGGGCAAGUCAUCAGAAAGGCUCUGGCUACAUGGUCAACUGGUGGCUCCCAGCGGCCUGGCAAAAGGAGCUGAUUGAAAGGACAAAGAUCAUGGAGUGUCGUGACAGCACCGUGGGUCGCCUCGCAUCUAGAGCAGCAGAACGAGCUUGGACAACAAUAUCAAAUGAGUAUGGCACUUCGUUCACCACCGUCCCUUCCUCCAGUGAGAGCCAUUUUCAUUCAGGGCCUGGCAGGACAGGAGCGCCCCCAAUUUGGAGACAGACUCAUCACAUGGUGUUCGAUGAUGGUUUCACUGUCAGUGACGAUCUGUCGGUUCUUCCAUCGCUUUCCAUGGCUUCCUUGCCUGCGAAUCGCCCAACAGCUUCAGUGUACGUGGCCGAGCCUGUGCGCAGGAGGAGCGCAUUCCCGCUGGCACUGGCUAUCACAAGCUGUUCUGCAUUGGCCUUUGGUCGUGUCUCAGUGGGCUAUAGGGCCAGCCACAUCCGUGUCCGAGGGAAGAAGGCUCCAGUGAGCUUCUGGUAUCCAGCCACCCCAGGCCGUGUCAGCAAGGAGUUGCCCUACCGACACUUCAUCAGUGUGGCGAAAAUAGUGGAAGUUCUUCAAGGCACAGAGCUACCAGGUAUUGGAUGGGAGUUUCGGUUGAGGGCAGGCAAACCAAUUUAUCCUGAAGCCCAGCCCAUCCCCGUGGAACGUCAAGAGACAGAACUACAAGAAAGGCGUCUUGCAGAAGGCUUACCUCGUGAAAGCUGUGCGAUCAUUUUUGCACAUGGAUACUUAGGAAGUCGGUUUGACAUGCUGCAUUUGUGUGAAGAACUUGCACAGUGUGGUUUUGUGGUCGCCGCGCCGGAUUUUGCCGAGAGCCUCUCCGGAAAGGUCCCGCUGCGUGAGGUGACGCGACAAGACAUCAUGGAAGAACUGCUGACGCGCCUUCAGAAGGAAUUUGCCGUAAAGCACUUUGGCAUUGUUGGGCAUUCAGCUGGUGGAGGCACUGCGAGUCUUUUUCCUGGGCCCUUCCAAUGCGGUCGCGUGGCCAUUGCCGGCUUGGCGCCACAAACGGUUCCAACCGACCCGCUGCUGGUGGUGGCAUCUGAGGGCGAUGGCGUGGUGGCUUUGCCACGCAUCACAGCGGCCUUGCCGAAGAACAUCGAACUUCAGGACAUGGAUCAGUUCGAUGCCGCAAGGCCAGCAAUUGCGAUUUUGCUGCGUGAGAAUGGCACCCGCCCACCGUGCCACAUCUCUUUCCUCUCAGAGGAGUCCAACAAGGCGAUGAUUUCAUUGCUGACGCCUUUGUUGCCAGUGGCUCGGGCGCUGAAGGUGCCAGUCUUGGACUUUGAUGUGUAUUUGGAGCUUCAGGAUUCCAGCAGGGUGGCCAAAGUGCUACUGCCGAAAAUUGAGGAUUUCCUGUGCUUCCAUGCCUCCAAAGCGAAAUAAAUCAAGAUGUGAAAGUGAA